GGCAGCCCCGGCCCCGCGGCAGCCGCGGCCCCGCAGCUCCCCCCCCCCCCCGCUCUCCCCCCCCGCCGGUGCAGGCGCAGGGCGGCGGAAGCCGGGGCGGCAGACGGCGGCGGCGAGCGGGGCGGCGGGCAGCGCCAUGCGGGCUGCCGCCUGCCUCCUCUCCCUGGCGCUCUGCGCCCUGCCCGCUGCCCCAGGAGGCGCCGGGCCGGCAGCGGGGCGGCGGGGCGAGAGCCGCUUCGCGGAGCGACAGAGCAUCAGGCCGCUGCGGCUGGUCUCCGGCGGCGGCGGCGGCGGCGGGGGGCGGCGGCCGGCCCUGAGCACGCGGGUGCGGAGCGGCGCGGCGCGGACACAGUCUACCCACAUUGCUCGAGCCAGCUUCCAGGUUGAUGCUUUUGGAUCAUCUUUCAUCCUAGAUGUGGCACUAAACCAUGACCUGCUGUCUUCUGAGUAUCUUGAGAGGCAUAUCGAGCAAGGUGGGAAAACAGUGGAAGUUAAAGGAGGAGAACAUUGCUAUUAUCAGGGAGAAAUUCGAGGAAAUCCUGUAUCAUUUGUUGCCUUGUCAACAUGCCAUGGAUUACAUGGGAUGUUCUAUGAUGGAAAUCAUACCUACCUUAUUGAGCCAGAUGAAAAUUACACUUCAGAUGAUGACUUCCAUUUCCAUUCUGUUUACAAAACCAAGUUGUUUGAGUUUCCUUCGGAUGACCUGCCACCAUCUGACUUCUGGCAAAUGAAUACUACAUCGCAGAAGUUUGUUGUAAAGCCAAGACACAAAAGAAGUAAAAGGCAGGUUCGCCAGAUUCCACGUAAGGUUGAAGAGGAAACAAAAUACAUUGAAUUAAUGAUUGUAAAUGAUCAUCUAAUGUGUAAAAAGCACCGCUUGUCAGUCGGCCAUACAAACAGCUAUGCUAAAUCGGUGGUGAACAUGGCAGAUUUAAUAUAUAAAGAACAACUUAACACGAGGAUAGUAUUGGUUGCCAUGGAAACCUGGGCUACUGAUAACAAGUUCACCAUAUCUGAAAACCCCUUGGUGACCCUACGUGAGUUUAUGAAAUAUAGGAGGGAUUUUAUCAGAGAGAAAAGUGACGCAGUUCACCUUUUUUCGGGGAGUCGAUUUCAGAGCAGUCGGAGUGGUGUAGCCCACACUGGUGGAAUCUGCUCAUUGCUUAAAGGCGGAGGUGUGAAUGAGUUUGGAAAGCCAGACUUAAUGGCUGUUACUCUGGCACAGACCUUGGCCCAAAACAUUGGCAUUUUCUCAGACAGAAGAAAACUUAUAAGUGGUGAGUGUAAGUGUGAGGACACGUGGUCUGGAUGCAUAAUGGGAGACACAGGGUAUUAUCUUCCAAGCAAGUUCUCCAAAUGUGAUAUUGAAGAGUAUCAUGAAUUUUUAAACAAUGGAGGCGGAGCCUGCCUUUUCAAUAAACCAACCAAACUUCUGGAUCCUCCAGAAUGUGGCAAUGGCUUUGUGGAAGAUGGAGAAGAGUGUGACUGUGGGACGAUAGCGGAGUGUGCCAGCGAAGGAGGAGAGUGCUGCAAUACGUGCACCCUGACGGCAGGUUCCCAGUGCAGCAAUGGGCUUUGCUGUCGGAAGUGCCGGUUUGAACCUAAAGGAGUUUUGUGCCGAGAAGCAGUGAAUGAUUGUGAUAUUGCAGAGAACUGCACAGGAAAUUCCAGUCAGUGUUCUCCCAAUAUUCAUAAAAUGGAUGGAUAUUCCUGUGAUAACAAGCAGGGUAUUUGUUUUGGAGGAAGAUGUAAAACCAGGGACCGGCAGUGUAAAUAUAUCUGGGGUGAAAAAGUGACAGCUGCUGACAGGUACUGCUAUGAGAAGCUGAAUAUUGAAGGGACUGAGAAAGGAAACUGUGGAAGAGACAAGGACUCUUGGAUACAGUGCAAUAAACAGGACGUUCUUUGUGGAUACCUUCUGUGCUCCAAUAUAUCCAGUGUGCCCAGACUUGGAGAACUUGAUGGUGAAAUCACAUCAUCAAUCUUGCAAUUUGGAAAAGUCUACAAUUGCAGUGGCGGCCACGUGAAGCUCGAUGAGGAGACAGACCUGGGCUAUGUGGAGAACGGGACGCCAUGUGGGCCAAACAUGGUGUGCCUUGAGCAUCGCUGCCUUCCCACCGAGGCCUUCAACUUCAGUACCUGUCCAGGCACCACAGACAGCCAAAUUUGUUCAGGACAUGGUGUUUGUAGCAAUGAAAUAAAGUGUGUCUGCGACCGGUUCUGGGGAGGAGAUGACUGCAGUUUUCGUAUCAAAGACGAUAUAUUUUUUGAUAAAGAUGCCAUCAAUAAAGGUGUUGUUAGCACAAAUAUAAUAAUAGGGGCUAUUGCUGGCACCAUUUUAGUGUUGGCUCUCGUUUUAGGAAUUACUGGUUGGGGUUACAAAAACUACAGAAGACAGAGACAAAUGCCCCAGGGAGAUUAUGUAAAAAAGCCUGGAGAGGCCGACUCUUUUUAUAGCGACAUGCCUCCUGGAGUCAGCACAAACUCUGCAUCUAGUUCUAAGAAGAGGUCUGCUUUUCUGUCGCAUUUUCAGAUUUCUACCUGUUCCAUCACCCAUUAUUCCAUUAGUCAGAACAUUUCAUUGUUUUGCAGCAGGUCAAAUGGACUAUCUCAUUCCUGGAGUGAAAGGAUCCCAGACACAAAACAUAUUUCAGACAUUUGUGAAAAUGGGAGGCCUAGGAGUAAUUCUUGGCAAGGUAAUAUAGGAGGAAACAGAAAGAAAGUCAGAGGCAAAAGAUUUAGGCCACGGUCUAAUUCAACUGAGUAUUUAAACCCAUGGUUCAAAAGAGAAUAUAAUGUAGCUAAGUGGGUAGAAGAUGUGAAUAAAAACACUGAAGGACCAUACUUUAGGACACUGUCUCCUGCAAAGUCUCCGUCUUCGUCUACUGGAUCUAUUGCUUCCAGCAGAAAAUACCCUUACCCGAUGCCACCACUUCCUGACGAGGAGAAAAAAGCCAACAGGCAAAGUGCCAGGCUAUGGGAGACGUCCAUUUAGCUGCACUGCUUUCCUGGGUGACAUCCGAACUGUUUACUUCGAAUUUUAUAGAAACUCAGCGUCACUGAGUCAUUGCACAUUCAUCUGCUCUUCAGACAAUUCAAAAGAUCAACAGAGACGCCUGUGAUCACAGUGAGAACCUCCUCUCAUCUGGAAGGGGAAAAAGCAGUCUUUUUUUUUCUUUCUCUUUUGUUGACUAGUAUUUUAUGGAUUUGUUGAACAACCAAAAUCCUAACGAUUAAUGGGAUGAUUAGCCCGGACGUGACAAGGCUAUUACGCAUGACGACAGAUACACUUACCUAGAAUCCCAACUGCAGUCUGUUUGCCAGUCCUGCGUAAGAGAGGUCUUUCUCUGGCUUAAUGCAGUCCUGAGUCAGACCAGAGUGAAACUGGGAACACGCCUCCUGGAGGGCCCAGACGAUGUAAACUUGUACGCUGUAUGCAUGAACCUUGUGUUCUGUACUUUCCACAUGUAAGGGAUAAACAGCAUACUGUAGUAGAAAUUAGCAUGCAGGAGUAAGAAAUAUAGGGUUUUUUUUGUUACAGGAUUUCAAGCUUUGAAAGGCAACUAUUUGACACAAAUGUCAAACAAGGAUUAUCUUUUUUUUUUACCUUAUAUGUUUAUAAUCUCAGUAUACAGAUUGUAUAUAUGUAAACAUUUGAUAAUGUCAGAAAUAGCUGUUAUACAUAAGUGUAUUUUGCCAAAUGUCUAAAGAAACAGUCAUGACUAACAUCAUCACACUACAGAUUUUCUAAUAUUACGAGCAGACAACUUUGGAAAUACAGAAAGUACAGUACUGUAAAACCGUGUCUCUCAGAAACUGGUGUUUGACCAAAAUCUGUACUAUCUUUUCAGUAUCUUAUACUGUCUUGACAAUCUCAGUUGUAUGGUGGACUGCAGAAACCAGUACAGCAGCACUUUGUCUUAAAUCAUCAUGAGAGGAACCAGCCAAAAUCCAUUGUUCAGUGAGAUGACCAGUGUAUCCUCUCACAGGUGUAAUCAAGAGUGAUUUGGCAGACAACAGAGACAGAGUCUUUAAGUAAUGUGCAGUCCAAACUUACUGGACAUUUGGGAAUACUUCUAAGUAGUCAAUUCAGGAUGUGGUGAUGCGAAGUCCUUCUGGCAAGCGUUGGUGUGUAUUUUUGAUACAGCAUUUCAGACACUGUUUUAGAUGGCAAGGUGUAGCUUAUGAGAACCGUAACAUUUCUCUGAACGAGAUAAUAACAGUGCUGGGCAAGUGGCCAGUUUCAUUGCUGUCUUAUAAUUUUUAUUUGUUACUGGAAUAGUCUUUACCAUGUGCUUAAAUGCUAUGCUUGCUGCCCCUGAAGCCCCCUUGGCAAUUUUUGGGGGCAUUAAACUGAGUAGCCUAAAAAAACAGGGUGGGGAGGAACAAACCCUUUACCAUGGAGAUGUUAAUCUUCUGUAUAAGUAGAUGGAUGGAACACCUGAGACUUCUAAAGGUUGUUGCAAAACAAAUGUCUCUUGAUUGAGAAUUUUCAAUCAGAAAGAAACUGGACCAUGUUAAAUCAGUUUGUAAUUCUCCAGCUUUCCAAAAUUGACUAAUUCUUAGAUUUAGGUAGUACCAUUGCAGAAGAAAACACCCUAUUCUGUGUGGUGCAAUUGAAUACCUUGCCCAACAGCCGUACGAUCAAUUAGAUAUUAUUGUGAUGGGAACAUCUGCGGUGUUUCUGACUCUUCUACCUCUUUCAUGUAUUUCCUUUAAUAAGUGAACCCAACACUUGCAGCCUUUUAGUAUAUUUUUUUAACUUUUAAGUCAAUGAAGUCAAAUAUAUGUAAAAUUAAAUUAAGAAAUGUUUAAAGAUGUCUGCAACUGUAAAGUAUGUAAGAUUUUUAGAAACACUAUUUUUUAUGAUUAGGCUGUGUGUUGCAUUAUGGCAAAGUAUUGGCCUUGGAGUUGAAAUGAUUUUCCUUCACAGUCAACAGCGUCUGGUAAGUAUUUUGGAGAAAGACAAAUCUGAGUGAGUACAAGUGGAUGCAAACAGACCAUCAGGAAGGAGCGAGUCACUUGUCAUUGCAUUAAGAAAAGAUUCUGCACUUUGUGGAGAGUAAAUAUCCAUCAGCACUGAAGACUAUUUUUUGCAAAGAUUUACUUUGAGUGUAGGUAACUGGAUUAAAGAUCACUGGUAGCAUAUAGCUCAUGAAAUUAGGGCCUGAGCCAUAAUCACUUGACAUGGGUAUAUCUCUUACUGAUUUCACUGGACUUUGAGCAGGACCCUCAAGUUCACCCACAUUAGACGUUAUGCUGACCUGAUAGCCUCUGUGUUACUCUGUCACCUGGAAGCUGGUUUUCCCUCACAUACUGGUAUCUUGUCUUUAGUAACUGGACUGUUCAUUUUGUGCCUUUUAUGGUAUUUUGUUUGGAUACAAAUUGGCAUGUAAUUUUGAAUAAUCCUGUUAAGAUUUCUGUGCAUAUUUUAUGUUUACCACUGUUUACUCUUCCCUUUCCAUUUUGCCUUACCAAGAAGCAGCAAGAUUUGGCAGACUGAACUGGAUAUAACAUACUGGCUUUUUGUGUAAUGUUCAUAGCUUCUCAUUUUGCAAACAAAUGGCUCUCCUGACUGUAUUUUCAGUGUAGUACGUACUUUCAACUUCUCUCGUUUUGGUAUAAAUCAUUUGUAGCAUAUGAUGAUGAUACAGUUACGUGUGGAGUAUAACUUCAACAGUCCCUUUCGCAUUUGGAGAUACGUAGUAACUGGAAGUCGUAGUUACGAGCACUAAGUUUACGUUAAAUAAACAUUGACUUUCACUUUUGAUGGUCUAGAGUGAGAACAUCACGGGACUUGGGUUUUUGCAAAAUUCUUCUGCAGAGAAUUUUGCAUCAGAUUGGUAACUUGGAGACCUUGUCAUUGCACAAAACCUGAACUAGUGGGGCUGUGUGAGCCUCCAAAGCCAGUGGAGGGAAAGAGAGAAGUUGUUGCUUACAUUCUGUGGUUUUCUACUUCUAAAAUGUUGUGUGUUGGAAAGCUGCCAGAUUAAUAACCUUGAAGAUUUGCAAAUAUUUUCAUCCGGCAAUAGAAAUAUAAAUCGCCGCAUAAUACCUCAUCCAGUCUAAAAUAGAGUACUUGUAUUGUCAGUAGGAUAGCUCAGUCAUUUUUACUCUUUGAGACUCAUGCUUUUGUUUUUGUUUUAAUAAAUAAACUAGUUAUUGCCAGCUAUGCUGUAGAUGCCUGUUGAGUGGGGAGGUUAUCAGCAAUUCUCAAUACAUUACAAGUAAUUGUCCAUAUGAGCAUAGGACCUGCAGGAUGAAGGUUAUGUAUUUCAAUGUGUGGGAGAAGAAUCUUACAUAAUGUAAAAUAAAAUUAAUAUAACUAAUGAUGGAGACUGAAAAAUAUGACUGAUGGAGACUGGAAAAUAGAGAGCGUAUCCAAAGAAUACUGCUGCACAAUGAUUCCGUAGUAUAACAAGUAAAAAGUUACCUGCUCAUUCUGAAUUUGUUGACAUAAGAACUUCAGUAAUCCAUACGAUAGACUUUUGGUGAAUAUAUUCAGGCAGUUUACCAGAAACGGUUGUGAUUGAUUGAUAAUUUACAUAUAAUUUUGUUAUAUUUAAAUGAGUAGUUUUGAAGAGGUUGUUCAUUUUAUACAGCCUAUCUCUGCUUAAGUUGUGAAUGUCACUACUUGCCGGUUACCUGAUUUGAAGUGUGACUUGACUUUGAAGAUAGCUACUUCCAAAUAACUUAAAGAGUUUUGUUGCUGAUUUAUGAGCUGUUGAACCUGCUAAGCUGAUGUACUCAUUAGGUAAUUUUGAUUGUGCUAGUGAACAAAUGGACCUUUGGGUUAUAGCCUGAAUUAAAAUCAAAAAGAAAUUGUGUCAACAGCUAGUGUACUGAGAUCCUUUUACCUGAAUCCCUGUUGCUGGUUUUAAAUGAACUGAGUGGCUUGUCCACACCAGAGUGACAACUGUUUUAAAAACCAGGGCUAAGAACAGGUACAUACACUAUUACAGGCAUGCAUAUACUACAGAAUUGUGACCAAAUUUGCAGUUAUUUCAUUGCUUAAUGAGUAGGGUAGGAUUUAACAUGCAACAAUGAUGAGACACUGUAAUCCUAGGGGAUAACAAGUUAGCUUUUAGGACUUGCUCUGUCAUUGAAUACCAUACCUAGCUGUUGUAAGCAAACUUACCAAACUCCAAUGUAAAACUCACCAAGCUCCUGUUCUCUUCCUUUCCACGCCUACUGAAAAGCAUUUCCAUGAAUGAUCAUUACAUCCACUAACAGUCUCUUGUGUCGGUUGGCUAAGAUCAAAAAGCUGCUGAGUCGCCUUUCCACACAAUGUUUUGGAUAAGGGUUUUUCAGUGCUGUUAAUACAUCUUUUGCCUUGCUACAGUGAUGGAGCCUCAUGUCUCAUGUGCAAUUUACACUGGUAAAACCAUUUGGUGGCUCAGCCAUCCUGUGUCUUUCUCACCCUCUAGCACUGUUGAAGGCUAAGCCUCUUCGAUCACUGAGUCUGUGAGUCUAAAAGUUGUGCUGUGUCCUAAUUCUCUUGCUCCAAGUCUGAAGGUCAUCCAUGUCUUUAAGUUACUUAAGUAUCUGUAUCAUUAGCAGACUCUUUGGGCCACUGUCACCAACCACAGGGUGAGGUUAUUUACCUAACUUUUAAAGAGCUUGAGCGCUCUGGUCUCUGAAGCCAAGUUCUGUCCAAAAUGGAUUAUCCAUCAGACUGCUGAGCUGAUGACCCCAGUAUGAGACAUCAGCAAUAUGGGAUUUGACUUUGAUCAUAUUUCCUGAGGACAAAUAUGAGUGAACUGCACACAUAUGUACAGCUUGUUAUCCCAUGGACUGCAUGGUGGGGUAACAUCCCUGUGUGCAUGUAACUGUUACCCUAAUAGAACAGGAAGAAAGGAACCAGUGAAACUGGUUCCUGUGUAGACAUAGUUGCGAUAGAGAUAGGACUCUUAAGUGUGAUUUCAACAGGAAAUUAAGUAAUACCACCUAUCAUCUACACUAAAAAGCUCCUUUGACCCAAAUAUUUUCCAACUCAGCUUACAAAUAACAUUUUGGUGCCUCAAGUAUGGAUGCUAAUAUAAAACUAAAGCUUUGGAAACAGUAGCUUGUACACCCAGCAGGUGGUAUCUUGUCAUUCCACAAGUUUUCUGCAACUAUUUAGAGAAGCACUACAACAGUCAACAUUAAUAUUUCAUCUUAGCCAAGUAACCAAAACAAGCAGUAAAAAUACAUUCAGAAGACAGACAUGGUUGUUUGCUCACACUUAAACUUUGCAUCUGACUCCAAAACUGGCUCCCCUAGCCAGGUCUAGUUGUCUAAAAAUCCAAUCUAUACCAGUUUCAAAAUCACUUUAGCUAAGCCAGCUUUAAACUGUUUAAAAACUUCUGCUAUGUAGACAGGCCACAAUUGCAGUAUAACUCAGAAUGAGAUGAGGAAGAUUGGGAAAAGUAAGCACAGAGCAGUUAAAAAGAAACACAUUCUCUAAGGGAGAAGUAUACAUGUCUUACACUAUUUUUAAUUACUAGAGCAUAAAAUGUCAAAGCAACAAGCUAUUUUUUUUCUGUUUCUGUAUUCCUCUGAAUAAAAAAAAAUGAAGUUUUGGUUAAAAAGAAAUCUUAACAUGAGGCCUUAAGACCUUAUAUAUUCUAACUUUAGCAUGGAGAGUCUAUUUUUACAACCACAUUAGAAAUUCUGUAUAUAGGCCUGACUGACCUUGUAAGUAUAGUGGUGCUAGCAGCUAAUCAUGCAAUAUUGUAAGGCUCUGUAUAACAGUAAAAGCUGAUUUAUUUUGAUUAUUGGUACAAGGACUCCUGCUCACUGCCUGUGUAGAGACUCUGCAUAUUUUAUGCUUGGAAGUACAGUCCAGAACAUAUUCAAACUCUGAAUAUAUAACCUGAUUUUUCAUUUCUUAAGGGUAAAGAUAUAUUACAAUAGGUAGUGUUUUAUAUAGAAUACAGUACUUAUUUUUAUUGUUGCAUAAAUGCAAAAUAUUUUUUUCAGAAUAGCAAAGCAUUACAUAAUUUUUAAUCUGCUGGAGAAAACACUAUUUACAGGAUGACCAGUUGUUUCAGCAAAGCUUUUGGGGUGGUAUAUACCAGUUGGCUCUGCCAGCUUCAUUUUGUGCUAAUGUUUAUCUUGAGCAUUGCUGUAAAAAAAAGCUAUUUUUUCACGCAUACCAGCCCUUUUUGGUAGAAUAUUUCGAGAGGCAAGGAGAAGCGUGUUUCACCACAGGGGCUGGGCUAGUAUUAGCAGAAACAACGGAUCUACACCAUAUUGUUGUCUUUGCUAGUUAAAAUCCUUUAAAGAUCAUACCUGAUGUAAUAGAAACAUAAGAUUUUGACAAACACCAAAAUGAAGCAUUGCAAUUUACAACUUCUAGCUUUGAGUGUGAUAUUUUUGUCAUAUACAUUACAGGCAUUGGGCUGUUGAAGGGAAUGAAUCUGGCUUUCAUGUAGCUAAAAAAAAAUGUUGCUUUUUAUAAAAUCAAACCAUUGUAAUUUGGGGUUCUAAAUUCCUGCUCACUUUUAAUAACAGCAUCACAGUAUCCACUUCUAUGAGAGUAUUUACUACAAAUGCCUGUGGUUUUCAAUGUUACUAACAUAUUGUAACAUCAGUAAAGUGACUUUCAAUGACAA
Molecule: messenger RNA, 9596 nt
Organism: Phalacrocorax carbo (great cormorant)
Lineage: Eukaryota; Metazoa; Chordata; Aves; Suliformes; Phalacrocoracidae
Source: RefSeq, a predicted model, not a curated record